AGAUCGACCAAAACGAGGACCAUGACGGAGAUGUCCCGAGACGAGUUCGUCCAGGCGCUGGCGCAGGCGCUGGCCGCCAACGAGGCCGAGCAGCGCGUACCGAAGAGCGCUCAUGACGUGGCGAUGGACGCGUACGAUGCGAUGCAGUUCGACUUCCCGAUGAUGUCGGCCACGGACCUCCGCGUACUCGCCGAGCGCAUGCACGGCCGCGACCGGUCGCAAUUUCCAGUGACACGUCCGCUCUUCCUCAACGCGCUCGAGCUUGCGGCAAAGGCUGACGCAGCCAUAAGCGCAGCCGCCGCUUGUGUUCUCGUGCAAUGCUUUUGCAUUCCGUUCCAAGACCCUUCAGGGCUCGACGCCUUCCGCUUCGAGUCACUUGCUUCCGAGGACGCCAAGCUACUUUACAUGUGUUACCACACGACGUACUCGCCCCUCUCGGCCCUGACGCAUGACGACUGGAACUACUACCAAGUCACCGACGCUUGCUGCUCGAUUGCGGCUUCGCUGCUGCACCGGCCUCGCACAAGCGACGAAUCGUUGCUGCUACAGAUGGAGUGGCUGCGUUACCUCUACAUCCUCCGCGACCGCAUGCUCCAGCACCCACAAACAUGCCCGGCGAUCUUGCAGCGGCUCGCGACGCUCUUCUCGACGCCCGAGCAUGUGGCCAAGAUGGAAGAAGUGUCGUCUCUCUCGUUUCUUCGGCUGCUUCUCGAGCUCACAUCGUCCAAGGACAUUUCGGCGUCCGUCGUGGCCUCGUCAGCGAUUCUCUCGAUCCUCAAGCCGCUCGUGCCCAUGAUCGAGCGACACAUCACUUUUGAUGGUGCUGCCAUGGACGACCGCGCCGACAGUAUCAUUGUCAUUUCGCAGCUCCUCCUCUGGAGCGUGCAGAAGCAGCCGACGACGUGGGUACCCCUUCUUUUUGACGCGGGCAUUUUGCGGGCGUGUUUGCGCGUUGUGGCGACCGACCCCGAGGGUAAGGCGAUGAAAGCUGCACUUCGCGUCCUCGUGCUUUGUGGGCUCGUGAAUGCCAGCUUUGGUUCGUACGUGCACGCAGUGCCCAGCAUGGUGAAAUGGAGCGCCGACGACCGCUUCCAAACGCUGUAUCCAGCGGAACAUGUGCUCUGGACGCUUUCGCAGCUCCUGAGCGGCAGCACGAACGACGCAAUGCGCUUCUUUGAGCUGCUGCCCGGUCUUUUCCCAUCCAUGUGCGACUCGUUCUUGGAUGCCCAGUGCGCGCUUCACGACGCUGUCUUUGCGCUGGAGACACUCGCGACGCUCGUGCAGUCGCACACCCAACCUCGGUAUGCGUCGUGGCACGCCAAGGACAAUUUGGCACCGGUCCUCGCGCGCCUAAUCCCCGAGAUCAACCUCCGUUUCGCGUACCCCGUACGGCACGACAAGGUCGAAGAUGGCCCUGAGGGCGACUCGGCUGGUGGUAGCAGCAAUGCGCGCGUCCAGCUCAUGAACCGAUUGCGUCAGGCCAUCAAGCGGGCCAUGACCGGCAACGCCAUCCGGGCCAGUGCCAAACUUGACUAGGAUAGAACGCAAACAAGAAGCCAAAUUACCCGUGAAACGAAC
Molecule: messenger RNA, 1578 nt
Organism: Saprolegnia parasitica CBS 223.65
Lineage: Eukaryota; Oomycota; Saprolegniomycetes; Saprolegniales; Saprolegniaceae
Exons: 5
Coding region: 22-1536 (504 amino acids)
Source: RefSeq, a predicted model, not a curated record